GGAGAGCGAGAGAAAGAGGAGAGAGGACGGUGCGACCCGGAGGCUGGAGCCCAGGGCACAAGAGCGCAUUAGCAGAGGCUGCGUCCACAGCCAGCAGGGGUUAUAGCCAAGUCCCUCUCACUUAGACCUCAGCCAGCACCACAGGAAGAGUCCUGGGCCUCAUCCGCAAAGUGAUGGCCUCUCGUUCUGAUGAACAGAGACAGGAAGAAUGGAUUACAGUCACCAAACUUCUCUAGUCCCAUGUGGGCGAGAUAAAUACAUUUCCAAGAACGAACUUCUCCUGCACCUGAAGACCUACAACCUGUACUAUGAGGGCCAGAACUUGCAGCUGCGACACCGGGAGGAAGAAGACGAGUUCAUCGUGGAGGGGCUGCUGAAUAUCUCCUGGGGGCUGCGCCGGCCCAUCCGGCUGCAGAUGCAGGAUGACAGCGAGCGCAUCCGGCCCCCGCCCUCCUCGUCGUCCUGGCAUUCAGGCUGCAACCUGGGGGCUCAGGGUUCUGUCCUGAAGCCCCUCACCAUGCCUGCCAUUCAGAUCUCAGAAGCGGAAGCCCCUCCGGAGGGUGACCAGACACCCAGCCUCACAGACUCCCGGGGCCUGAAGCCCGUGCAGGAAGACACCCCACAGCUUAUGCGCACGCGCAGUGAUGUUGGGGUGCAUCGGCGUGGUAACGUGAGAACGCCCAGUGACCAGAGGCGAAUCCGUCGCCACCGCUUCUCCAUCAAUGGCCAUUUUUACAACCACAAGACUUCCGUGUUCACGCCUGCCUAUGGCUCUGUCACGAAUGUGCGAAUCAACAGCACCAUGACAACCCCGCAGGUCCUGAAGCUGCUGCUCAACAAAUUUAAGAUUGAGAAUUCGGCAGAGGAGUUUGCUUUGUACGUGGUCCACACCAGUGGUGAGAAACAGAAGCUGAAGACCACCGAUUACCCGCUGAUUGCCCGCAUCCUGCAGGGCCCCUGCGAGCAGGUCUCCAAGGUGUUUCUGAUGGAGAAAGACCAGGUGGAGGAAGUCACCUAUGACGUGGCGCAGUACAUCAAGUUUGAGAUGCCGGUCCUCAGAAGCUUCAUCCAGAAGCUCCAGGAGGAGGAAGAUCGGGAGGUGAAGAAGCUGAUGAGGAAGUACACCGUACUCCGGCUAAUGAUUCGGCAAAGGCUGGAGGAGAUAGCUGAGACUCCGGCAACAAUCUGAGCUGCAGGAGUGGGGGAUCCGGGUGCCCCGGGGGCUGCCACUGACCUGAGAAGACCCGCAGGAAGCUGGGCGCUCCCCACCCUUGGCCAAAUGCUAAUGUGCAAACCACAAGCCUUCCUUUGCUUCCGGGAACAGGAUGAGAAGGCAGGGAACAACUCCCUAUCCCUGACCCCUGCUCUCCUCUCUUUUACUUGCAAGGGCUUUUGAUUUUAGCUACAAGGAGGGCCCCAGACUUGUACCUGUACGUACACCUGGGUGUACAGGACACUCGCCUGUGCCUCCCUGAUGUUUCCGCGUGCACUUCACUCCAGCGUCACGAGGCUGGCAGACGUGUGCCACUAGCAGGAGAGUCAGAAGAGGACUUAAGGCUAAAGAAAAGAUUUUUUUCUCUUCAGAGCGAAGGGGCAGCCACACAAAUCUGCCCAAGUAUAGAAGGGGCAUUUGUGUUGGUAGAGAUUCUCUGUGUGCCUGGAAAGAUCAGUGAAUGUUAGAUCCUUGGAAACUAAAAAACUAACAGCCCCAUAUCCUUGUCUGAUGGAGAGAAACAGAUAAAUCGUCAUGAGUAGAUGCAGUGAGUCGGCAAGUUUUUACAAUGGAAACUUUGCUUGUUUUAAAGAACAAAGAUGAACGUGCCAGUCCGUGUGGCUGCCGUAGAAGGAUGAAUUCCACCUGGUGGAGUCGGGGAGUCCUCAUGAUUCUCCCACCUGGGUCUCUGGUGCUUCCUUGGGAUGGAGGAAAGUCCCACCAGGCAGAGGCCUCACUGGGUGCCCAUGAUGCUCCCUGGGGCCUGGCUUGUUCUGAGAAGAUGGCUAGGAGGUUUCCAAGCCCCCUCCGUAGGGCGGAAGGAAGGGCAGAGGCCACCUGCAGAGACAGGCACCUGCCAGCCCAGCUGUCUUUGCAAAGCUCCUCUUCCUGUGCCUGGAUCUGAGCUGCAGUUUGAGCUUUUUUCUCUGCAUCCUCUGGCUUCUUGCAAAUUCUCUCACCCUGAGUGUGGACAUAGCCCCAGGCAGGAGGACUCAUCCAGCAGAGCACCGAGUGUGGGACUCAGGGAAGCUCUUUGGACUGUCUGUGGGGACAACAGGAGGAUGGAGCUUGGCCCGCUUCUGUGAGCAGCUGCUGAUCAUUAGAGCCAGCAAGGGAAGGGCGGAACGUCAGUCCCCAGAUCCCUCAUUGGGUGGGCAGCUGGGCGCCGGCCUGUUUGGGGCUGGGUGCUGGACUGUGGAGAUCAACUGAGCAAGACCAGGAGCUCCUAACAGCUCUGAGCCUGCCUGGGGUAGGGGUGCUGUGCCUCUGUCCACCUACUCCCAGGGAAGGCGUGGAGCCUGGGCAGCUGGGGGAAGGAGAACCACUAGCCAGGGCCUCCAAAGGACACAGUGGGCCUUGGUGUCAGAACCAUUCCCACGCUCCCACCUUUACCCCCAGAUUCCAAAACGGCCACACAGCUGAGUCUUACCACACUCUCAGCGCGAUGGCCGCUCCCCCUGGAGACUCCGCCAGCCCCUCCUCGGGGCACCACACAACCAGCCCCAGGGCCUUCUGUCAGUUACAUACCUUGGGCAUCUGUAAGAUGCCCAGAAUGGGGAGUAGGACGGGGGCGCGGUGGGCUUCCCUGCUCACAGAUGUAAGAGCGCAGUUUUGUGAGUGCAGACGCACCCCCUGAGGUGUGCUUGGAGAAAAUGGUUCGGAGCGUUUCUGCUCUAGCUGUUUGCCGGGAAUGCUCAGACCCUUGGUUGCCCCACUACUUCUUUGGUGGGGUUGUGGGGCUGGCGGGAAGAGGAUUUUUCACAAAGCGAACUGUUAACCACUUACUCAUACAGAAAACCAUUUCUGGUUUAAAAAUUUCUCUGUGAAUUACUCCGGCGAUGCAAUAGUGUUAAAUGUUGUAAAAUGCCCAAUUUGCCAGAUCUCUGAGAAUGUGAUACCAAGGUAGCCUUGAGUUUCUAAAGCGGGGGUUCAGGGUAAAAAAGGGAGGGGGAAUGUUUUACACUCUCCACGUUCACUAGUGCAGAUCAUUUCUCAUUCCCUAAUAUCCUGAUGAAGAAAUUUGGCUGGGUGUGGUGGUGCAUGCUUAUGUUUGCCAGCACUUAGGAGGCUGAAGCAGGAGGAUCUU
This is a messenger RNA of Fukomys damarensis (Damara mole-rat), 3299 nucleotides long. RefSeq names its product Ras association domain family member 2 (gene Rassf2). Lineage: Eukaryota; Metazoa; Chordata; Mammalia; Rodentia; Bathyergidae. Gene Ontology annotation, biological process: signal transduction; positive regulation of JNK cascade; regulation of non-canonical NF-kappaB signal transduction. Gene Ontology annotation, cellular component: nucleus; cytoplasm. The transcript has 13 exons. The record is from RefSeq and is a predicted model, not a curated record. Bases 209 to 1189 code for a protein of 326 amino acids.